Messenger RNA from Chaetomium fimeti, 453 nucleotides. RefSeq lists its product as uncharacterized. The transcript is spliced from 2 exons. The record is from RefSeq and is a predicted model, not a curated record. NCBI's taxonomy places the organism in Eukaryota, Fungi, Ascomycota, Sordariomycetes, Sordariales, Chaetomiaceae. The annotation marks the transcript as partial.
AUGCACCAACUUCAACGCAUCCUCAGCCUCGGCCUUCUCACGUCGGCCGUUUUCGCCCAUCCUCCUAUCAGAACCGAAGGCUCUCUCACGGACAAGGCAGACUCACAGUACGGGUACUGGGACCUGACCUUUUCCCGCGGCAACGCAGCCUCGGGUUACCGCUGGGAGGACCUAGCCGCCACUUACUCGGGCGCCCCUGAAAUCAUCGUCACCUGCAAGCGGCUCUAUGACCCGAACUCGAAUGAGACGACCAAGAGUUGUGAUGACCCAUCAUUCUGGUAUGAGAUGGAUCCGAAGUGGCCUGAGAAUGUGAUAACUGUGCACCAAACCGUACAGCUUGUCGUCGCUGGGGCCGUGGCGCCGGUGGGUAUCAUGGGGAAGACUCAGUUAGAGUUGGAGUGUGGUAAAGGAGCUUCGGGAAGGGCUUGUGAAGCGUUUGCGCGGGUGGGGGCA